Molecule: messenger RNA, 2127 nt
Organism: Dromaius novaehollandiae (emu)
Lineage: Eukaryota; Metazoa; Chordata; Aves; Casuariiformes; Dromaiidae
Gene: EXOG
Product: exo/endonuclease G
Exons: 6
Coding region: 47-1126 (359 amino acids)
Biological process (GO): apoptotic DNA fragmentation
Cellular component (GO): mitochondrial inner membrane; nucleus
Molecular function (GO): metal ion binding; RNA endonuclease activity; nucleic acid binding
Source: RefSeq, a predicted model, not a curated record
GCGGGGCCGGCAGGGGGCGCUGCGGCGCGAACCCCUCCCUCCCAUCAUGGCGGCCUUUCCCCGCCGCCGCUUUCUGGGCGGCUUCGUGUGCGGUGCCGCGGCGGGCGCCGUCGCUUCGUGCUGGGCCGCGUGGCGGCUCCUCCGCAGCCAGAGCCGGCCGGAGCCCGUGCCGCAGCCGCAGGAGCCGGUAGAAGAGUCUCUGCUGGAGCAGUACGGGUUCCCCGAAGCCGGGACGGAGACCAGGUGCUACACAAACCACGCGCUCUCCUAUGACCAGGCCAAGCGGGUGCCUCGGUGGGUGAUCGAGCAUAUUUCAAAGCAGAAGAUGCUAGGUAAUGCAGACCGAAGGCACUGUAAAUUCAGACCAGAUCCUAACAUCCCUCUAAUGUUUAGUGCUGUCAAUGAAGACUACGUUGGGAGUGGCUGGUCACGAGGACACAUGGCACCAGCAGGAGAUAACAAAUUUUCAACAAGAGCCAUGGCUGAAACAUUUUAUCUUUCUAACAUUGUGCCUCAGAAUUAUGAAAAUAAUGCUGGAUUUUGGAACAGAAUGGAAAUGUACUGUCGGGAAUUGACUGAGAGAUUUGAGGAUGUUUGGGUUGUUUCUGGACCUCUGACCUUGCCUGAAACAGGUGGUGAUGGAAAGAAGAGAGUUAGCUACCAGGUAAUUGGAAAGGAUGAUGUGGCUGUGCCAUCCCACCUCUACAAGGUGAUCCUUGCCAGACGGAGCAGAACAACAACAGAGCCCUUGGUCCUAGGGGCUUUUGUGGUCCCCAAUGAUCCCGUAGGCUUCAGUCACCAGCUGACUGAGUUUCAAGUAAAUAUUGAAGACCUGGAAAAAAUGUCAGGUUUGGUUUUCUUCCCCCAGGUGGACAAAACCAAAGAUGUUAAAAAUAUCUGUGAUGUGGACACCUGUAAACUGAUGGGUUUCAAGGAAUUUACAUUGUACAUCACUGCUCGAAAAGUGCAAAGUGCUCGUACGUUGCACCGGUUGGAGAAAGUCAUGUCAGAAUUAAGGGAAGCGGGAAUAGAACCUGACAAAUAUCUUCUAAAGCUUCACAAGAAGAAGGAGGAAGAACUGAUGCAGGAAAAACAAGUAGAAGCUAGAGAGGGGAGAGCUGGAUGAGUGCUUGUUCAGAAACAUGUUGGGUUUUGAACUUUCAGAGGGAGGCUGUAGGCAGACAAAAAAUAGGGCUUUCUGAAUUACAUAUUUUGAAUUGUGGAAAAUAAAGAAACAUUUGGAAGUUGAUGAGGUUGGAAUAAUGUUCAUUCUCCUGUAAUAUGAUGCACACAUGGUUUGCUGCAGUAUUUAGAUGUGGGAAAUGAAAAUGACCCCUUUCUGGCAUGAAUACAUUACAGGACCUCCAGGAAAGGCUUUGUAUUAUUUUCCAAACCAGACGUCAGACUUGGGGUUUGUAUGGAAUCCCUUCUAGGAAUAUUGUAAAAAUAGACAGUAGACACCUUGGGAGUAUAACUGGAACACGUCUAAAUGUAACAGCCUGCAAUUGUCUUUCAGUAUGAUGCCAUAGGAGCAAUAGUAGUUCUAGGAUUUUUUUUAUGAAAUUAAUUUAGACAUAUUUUGUUUAACACUUUUUUAUAUAGAAACCUGUAUUAAAUAAUCCCUUACAGUCUUAGUUAGUUGUGUUCAGCAAACAUUUCAGGUUGUCUCUUGUCUUUACAGACCUUGUGCACUUUGGAUACUUAAGCAUGUCGGUAGCUGAUGACUGUUAUGAAUCACAGCAGCCUUUUUCCGUUAAUGUAUAUUCUGCAAAUUAAAAAAAAAAAAAGAAUUGGAGUUUACACAAGUUGCUACCAGUGUAGAUUAGAUCUUCAAAAAUUAAUAUAAGCUUAAUAUUUCACUUUCACCACCACAUUUGAGUAAUAUGCAAUGAAACGCAUGUUUGGUCUGAGAGAAGAACACCUGCUUUUUGUUUUCACUUUUUGCUUUAUUUUUGUUUGUGGUCACUCGCUCCUCAUGCCCAGUGCCACGGUCUUUGAGCAAUGAAACUUGUACAUGUAAAAGAUUGAUUACAAACACAUUUAUGAACGUUUUUCUUUAGUUUUGUACUUGUUUUGUUUAUGUAUCUUAAAUUUCAUACCUAAACAAAUAAAUUAGUAUGACUUGCA